AUGGCCGCCCUCACAAACGGCGCUGGGCGCCCUGACGAUGCAGUUGGCGGGCUCCGGCCGCGUCACAAUGGCGCAGACCGAGAUGCUCAUGAAACGACCCGACUCCUGAACGACGACCUUGACGGGACGCGCAUUGUAGAACCAAUAAGGGACAGCUGGUCGGGGGCAGAAGAUUUCAACGACGUCGUUUGGUGGCGUAGACCCUCUAUCUACUGGCUUAUCGGACCAUUCUUCCUAUACACAUUGGCGUUUGGAGGCAUCAUUGUGCCAAAACUGAACCUAAUCAUUGAUCUCAUCUGCCGAGAGUACUUUGCCGACCAGACCUCCAAAGAUCCCAGCUUGGUUUUCCCGCCAGUCCUCCUCGGCGGGGACAACAAGGAAUGCCAAAUUCCGCCGGUGCAGAAGAUGGCGGCCAAGAUGACGUUGAUCAUGAACCUCGUGGUGGGGUUACUAAGUGCGCUUUCCGCGCCGAAGCUCGGCCAGCUGUCCGAUCGGUUCGGCCGGACCAAGUGGCUCGCCCUGUCGUCGUGCGGCGGCAUCCUCGCCGAAAUUGUGACGAUUCUCGCGGUCAAGUUCCCCAACUCGAUCGACUACAGGUGGCUUAUCCUCGGCGCCAUGUCAAUCCUACGCCAGCGACUGCACUCCGCCUUCCAAGCGAGGGUGGCGAUCGGGUACCUCCAUGCCUGCCUGUUCACCGGCCUCGCGCUGGGCCCGAUUUUGUCCGCCAAAUUCAUCAGGUUCACGGGCAAUGAUCUCAUCUCCAUCUUCUACGCCGCCCUCGCGUGCCACAUCUUCUUUGUCUUGUUUGUUCUCUUCGUCCUUCCCGAGUCUGUGUCGCGCAGACGACAGCUGCUCAGCCGCGAGAAGCACGAGAAGGAGAUCGAGGCCCGAGGGGGCGACGGCAGCUGGCUCAGCUCCCUGCGCCACAAGCACCCGCUGGCGCCCUUGAAGAUCCUGUACACCAAGCACCCAGGAGCGACGUCUCGGUUCCGGCUGAACAUCAUCUCUCUCGCCCUCAUCGAUAUGAUUCUCCUCGGGGCCGCCAUGGGCGCCGGCACUGUCGUCAUUCUGUACAGCGAGUACGUUUUCAAAUGGAGCAAUUAUGAAAGCUCGCACCCUCGGCUACUUUUUGCCAAGACAGAGGUGUUUUUCGUCAUGGGCGGCAUCAUGACGGCGUUUGGCGGCAUGGGGAGCGCGACGAUUCAAGCAUCGCUGACCAAGCAUGUGCCCCCGGAAAAGGGUGGCGGCGCCCUCAUGUUUAACGGUCUCUACCAUGCCACCCUAGAGACGUAUCCGCAAGCGAUAUUCAUCCUCCUCACGUCGCUUUUUGGCGUAUCACUCGUGGCGAGCGCCAUCUGUACAUUCGAGAGGAUGUCACCCCCGCUGUCGCGGUCCCCUCAAGCCGUAACGACCCCGAGCUCCGCUGUCGAGGAGGAGCUCCUCAUUUAG
Molecule: messenger RNA, 1449 nt
Organism: Parascedosporium putredinis
Lineage: Eukaryota; Fungi; Ascomycota; Sordariomycetes; Microascales; Microascaceae
Source: the annotation of a GenBank genome assembly